AUGCCUGGAUGCCUUCAGGUCGCGGCGCCAGUGUCCUACUUGUCCUGCGAGACCCCGUGUUGCGACGGGCAGAACAGUCUAUUGGUCGAGCACCGGCAGGGGCCGAAGAUCGGUUACAGCUCUUUCGAGAGCCCCUUCGCCGAGAUAGAAGACUCCAAGAGCCCUCAGGGCUACAGCAAGAUGGAGAUUGUCUGUGCCUCGGACCUAGACGCCUAUCGCAUCAAUCGGUGGUCGAAG
Messenger RNA from Symbiodinium sp. CCMP2456, 237 nucleotides. Lineage: Eukaryota; Dinophyceae; Suessiales; Symbiodiniaceae. The record is from the annotation of a GenBank genome assembly.